This is a messenger RNA of Fopius arisanus, 1803 nucleotides long. It is a transcript of the gene Hat1, whose product is annotated as histone acetyltransferase 1. Gene Ontology annotation, cellular component: nucleus. Gene Ontology annotation, biological process: subtelomeric heterochromatin formation. The record is from RefSeq and is a predicted model, not a curated record. The transcript is spliced from 4 exons. The coding region runs from base 129 to 1358 and encodes 409 amino acids. NCBI's taxonomy places the organism in Eukaryota, Metazoa, Arthropoda, Insecta, Hymenoptera, Braconidae. Gene Ontology annotation, molecular function: histone binding; histone H4 acetyltransferase activity.
UUUCUUGAAGUUUUUACGAGAGACAUUUGGCGCGAAGCCUCUGCCACAGGAGGAUUUUGUGUAUUCCUGAAUUUUAUCCACUUCAUCCUUCUUUUUUCCGUCUAAAACACCCUCGAAGAUAAUUCAGAAUGGAUGAAGCAGUAGAAGCACGUCUCAAGGCAUAUGUGAUCGACAGCAACGAUGCACUCGAGUUCAAAUUAGCUCGAAGCGAAGAAGACUUGGAGAAUGAAGAGACAUCCUUCUCCCCCGAGAUGUCCCAUCAGGUCUUCGGAGACAGUGAGACAAUAUUUGGAUACAAGGAUUUGAAGGUCAAGCUGUAUUACUCAGCUGGAUGGCUCGAGACAUACCUCGGUAUGACGUAUUCUGAAAAACUACAGAAAGGUGUAUACGAAGGGGUUGAGCCUGAUGAUGUCCUUGGCAAGAUGACUGACAAAUUGCCACCAAAUGUUCACGAUAAUUUAGAUUCUUUCGUCAAAACACUGGUCAAGGAUGAUAAUUUCAGACCCGCUGGCGAAUUGCUACACUCCUUUUCAGUUAACGAUAAUGAACAAGUUCGUCAUUUCGAAGUUUAUAAAGCUGAUAUGAGUUGUAAAGACUUCAGGGAAUAUCACGAUCGUCUCCAAACAUUCAUUCUCUGGUACAUUGAUGCUGCCAGUUUCAUUGAUGUUGAUGACGACCAAUGGCAUUAUUUCAACAUGUACGAAAAAUAUGCAUCAGCAUCUGGAAACCCUCGAUACGGGACAAUAGGAUUUGCCACAGUGUACCAAUACUACGCAUAUCCCCAUCACACUAGACCUCGAAUAGCACAAGUGUUGAUUCUGCCCCCAUUCCAGAAAAUGGGCCUCUGUGCUCACUUGCUGAAGGCUAUUUAUCGUCAGUACAUCGGAAGAAACGAAGUUAAAGACAUCACAGUGGAGGAUCCAGCAGUCUCUUUCCAACGAGUGCGUGACUACGUGGAUGCCAUGAACUGCAUGACACUUCCAAGUUUCAGCCGAGACCUCUUGAUGCACAACUUCAACAAGGAGAUGGCGAAUGAAGCCAGAGAGAAAUUCAAGAUCAACAAAAGACAGGCGAGACGAAUUUACGAGAUUCUCAGGCUGAAGAUGACGGAUUUGACAAAUGAGCAGGAGUAUAGGGAGUAUAGGCUUGCUGUCAAGAGACGUCUCAAUAUUCCAUACAAAAGGGAACUCCAUGAUCUCAGAAAACUCGAGUCUGCACUCAGGAAUUUGGAUAAAAAGGGGAAUGUCGCUAUUCCACCGGCUGAGCAACGAAUUCAGACACUUGAGAAAGAGUAUCGAGCUCUUGAGGAGGACUACAAGAGAGUCAUUCGACGAAUCGAGGAGGAAUCAGAGCAAUGAAACGGAGGAACUAGCUUUCAUUUUUUUUUAAAUAUAAGUUCUUGAUAUAUUCGUACUAAAUUUGAAUCGUGAAACGAUAAAAUUCGAUCAAUUGACUUCAAAAAUCUUUUCACUUCCUUUCCUUCCAUUUUUUGAGGCUUUAUCUUUUUAAUCGAAGAUUCUAGAGAUAAAUUACUCUUGAUUGAGGAAAUUGGAUAUGAUUGAGAGAUGUUAGGGAUUCAUUAUUACGUUUGACAACUCUUUUGGUGGAUCAUUUAAGAUCGAUAUUUUUUCUUCAUGCUCGUUACGAUUUUCUGGAAAAAUUGUAACGAGCGGUAUUCCUUUUUUUUAUUUUAUUACAUUUUCUUACUUUUUCUUUAUGUUUGGAGUUGAGUUUGAAUGCUGCGUGUACUGCGAAUAAUCGUUAUUGUACAGCAAUUAAUAAAGAUCACUGUUUUUGCAUGUA